CUUUAACAUCAUAUGCACAGUAUAUUUCUUAACAUUUUAUUCUCCAAGUUUUCGCACGAUUUCCGAUUUAAAAAUCAACCAAGAGAACUACAGUUCCCUUCGGUCGUUGCGCUUACUUCCGCCUGAAACAAACCAUACAUGCACGGAUAUAAUCUAAAUCUUUAAAAACUCGUUGGAUUUUCAAUCAGUAUUGUGUAUAACAUUAAAAUUUACAUUCGACUUUGAUUUCGCAGCGACAAGCAAGUCAUAGUAUUUCAGACUUCUCGUACCAUAUCUACCUUCCCGGAAGCACGGGAGCGCUGUCCAUGGUGCUGUAAGUAGAAUCCGUGUUACCUGUGCUAAGUGAAGCGUUUACAAGCGUCAUGUCAUAUUCAAUAAUACGUUCAAAUUGAGAUUUGUUUUACCUAUGUGGCCCAUCAGUAGUCACAAUUUUGGUGCUUCUAUUAGGCUAGUGUACUGCGCACUAUUUAUUGCACAGAGGUAUAGGCAUUACCAAAUAAUACAACACAUUUACUUGCUUAAAAAUCCCACCUGUCAUUUAUUCCUUCUCUUUUUUGAUGGGUGCUCAAGAUGGCUGAGGAAAAAGAGUCCUGCAACAAGAUCCGAGAGGGUCACACCUUGCUGCAGGUGUCCAACACACAUGGACUUCAGUUGCUGGGUCUACUCAGGUCAUUUCGGGAGCAAGGCCUACUAUUUGAUUUCACCAUAAAAGUGCAGGAACAGAUUUUUCCCUGUCAUCGCUGUGUUCUUGCUGCAUGCAGUGAUUUCUUCAGGGCCAUGUUUGAAGCAGCUAUGCGAGAACGUGACGAUGGUUCUGUAACAUUGUGUAACCAGUGUCCGGUUGUGGUGGAGUCCUUCCUGGAUUUUGCCUACUCUGGUGAAAUUCUUAUCACAGAAGGGAACGUAGACUCUCUGUUUCAACUUGCCUCCUUUUUGCAGGUGUCAGUUCUAUCCAGAGCCUGUAGUGACUUCUUGUUAGGAACGAUAGAUCUUGGUAACUGCCUGUCACUUUUGGCCCUUGCUGAAGCAUAUGGCUCAGCCUCCCUCCUCCGAAGUGCCACCGACUUUGUGGUUCAAAACUUCCAAGACCUUUCUGACACACAAGAAUUCCUGGACAUGCAGGUGAAUGUGUUGGACGAGUGCCUCAGGUCAGAUGCCCUCUGUGUGGCCAGUGAGGAGGCUUUGGUCAUGUCACUUCUAAAGUGGAUCCGCCAUGACCUUCUUGGAAGACAGAAGCUGCUACCCACAUUGCUAUCUCUAACGAGACUUCACCAGCUACCUCCACAUGCAUUUCAGUCUCUUCGUGAUUCAGAUCUGCUGAGCAGCAAUCAUUCCUGUAUGGCUCUGAUCUCCGAGGCUCGGAGCAGACAAAGUCAGCACAGUGGAUUGUUCACCGAUGCCAGACCUGCCACCACACAGAGCUACAUUUAUAUCCACAAGACGGAGGAGAACGGAGUUGUCCGCCACUCUUUCUGCUACUGUUUGGAAACAGACCAGUGGACGGAGCUUGGAUUCAACCAGGAGGAUGGAACAAACACAAUGCCAGAUCUGCCAGGCUCCCAUCUGACUAGCUAUGCUGAGAAGAUGUUUAUCACUGGAGGUUGCCGUGGAAACUGUUACCGGGCAGUACGAAUCCACGUGGCGGAGCCUUCCCAUGAUGCUACCGAUGAGAUGUGGUGCUUCUCCCCUGUAACAAGAACCUGCACACCUGCUCCAGCGAUGCCGAAACCCCGAACCAUGCACACAGCAGUGGUCUGUCUAGACCGGGUUUAUGUCAUUGGAGGGCGGACGAAGGGACACAGAGGGGCUGCUCCCGGUCUGCUAGAGGUGGACUAUUAUGACCCAUUGGCCAAGAGCUGGUUCUCAGUCAGUCGUCUGCCAACUGCAAUCUUCUAUCCUGAGGCCAGUGCUUGUGGCAGCGUUAUCUAUACACUGGGGUCGGAGGUGGAGAUAACCGACUCUUUCAAUCCCUCACUUGACUGUUUCUUUAGCUAUGAUGCCCAACAGGACCAGUGGUGUCGCCUGGUGGCAGAGUUUGGCCAGUUCUUCCAUGCAACGCUGGUAAAGGCUGUCUCAAUUCAUAAAACACUGCACCUCUGUGACCUGUCCACUUACAAGGUGUACAGUUUCUGUCCAGAGACUUGUGUGUGGAAAGGAGAGGGGUCAUUUGAGUGUGCGGGGUUCAAUGCUGGAGCAGUUGGUAUACGAGACAAAAUCUACAUUUUAGGUGGUGAUUAUUCCCCUGAUGAGAUUACAGAUGAAGUCCAGGUGUAUCACAGUGACAGGAGUCAAUGGGAGGAAGUGGCGCCCAUGCCCAGAGCUCUGACUGAAUUCCAUUGCCAGAGCAUCAGUUUCAACAGACACACUAACCCGUGGAGUGAUAUAGAAUGAUGCACACAGGUGGCAAGUUGAAGGAAAGUAAAUUCCAACUGCAACUUUUUCACAUUCAAUCACCAAAAAAUUACUAUAUAACAGAAUGCAUUAUUUUAUUUAUCAUUUUUAUUUAUUAUUUAUAUAUCAGAGGGACCUCUUUUUAUAUGUACAGAGGCUGACAGCAAUAUUUUGUGUGCAAAAAAACAACUAGAGUCAUUCAAAUAGAGAAUUUAUUCUGCGAGAAGUCAACAAUAAUUUAAAUAUUUGAUUCAAUUACACACAAAUUACUUAAAUACAGAAUUAAAGAGCGUACAGACUCAAACAUAAUAGCAUGUGCGAGUGCAUAAAGUGUCAUCUUGCAUUGUUUGAAAACAAGAGUGGAGAGAUUUGCACGGUGCAGCAGAUCUGUGUUAGGUUUCUGUUUUUUUCUGUUAACAUUUUCCUCUUUUCUGGGAAUCCCCUUUUUGAUUUUGAUACAAGAGCAGGAUCUCAAAAAAGUGUAGCUCUAAAUCCCAGAUUAGUUUACCUUGGUAAUUGCAUUAAAAUCACACCAUUUCCAUAGACGAAAACACUAAAACUGAAAUCUGACCUAAAAUAGCCGAAGAAACCAUGCAGACUCCAUAAAAUGUCUCCCAUCUCCUCUCGGAGGAGAUGGAGAUGGGAGGAAUGUUCAUGUUCCGCAUGUUAGUCCUGAUAUGUUUUCACCAACAGCCACAUCAAGAGAACGGUGAUUAAGACGAUCAUGAAGUUGAGGAAGAGUUCCUGCACCGAGCGAUCCAUGGCCGCUUUCCAAACAGGCAGUGUAGGGGACAAUGGCGAUGAGGCGGCAGCUGCUGAAGGGAGUACACACGGCAACAGGGAUGGCAGAAAGGAAGAUUUUGUCACAAAGUUUUGCUGUCCAACCCCCCACCUGAGACAAGCAAACAAGUAGAUUUGCAUGAAAGGCAAGGCAGCUUUUUUGAUUUUGCAUAUUUCAUUCACAAUGUAACUCAGUUCACAUAAUUAAGAGUAUCUAUAUAAAGAACUAAAGGCAUGUAAAAGCAAAGUACAAGGUACAAUAGCUUGCGAUAAGACUGUAUGCACAAGUGCCAUAAAAAUAUACUGUAGAUUAAUAUUAAGUUGUGGUCACCUGUCAUUAAAGAUUCCAGAUAAUAUUUAUUCAAAUUAACAAGGAAAGAGAUUUUCUUGCAUCCUUUCAGGCCUCAAGAGGAUUAUUACCUUUUCCUUUAUGUCAUGUGCUCCAGUAGAGUAUUUUUUUUUGUUGGUCUUGAUUUGCAAAAAUCCAAACUGUCUAUAGUCUGCAAAUGUCUUCUUUGAUUUGCUUCCCUCCGUGUCGAGCUUCAGCUUUCUACCCUGACCAGGGACCUGGCCUGCCCCUAAAGUAGUCACCUCAGUGGACCGCCCAUGGCUCACAUGCAAACAUAAUGAUGUCACCCACACUAUUUAAGUGAACAAACCAAUCAAGUGUUUUAUUUUCCACAAUCUGGUCCACGACACAUAGCCAUAGAGAGUCUCUCUCUCACUGUCUGGGUUAUUUAUAGCACAUUAUUGCAAAUAUGAGGUGGCUUACAAUCGCUCCAAAUACAAUGCAUGCAUCGUCUCAUGGAUGGAGGAAUCUGUAACAGUAUCGGGUGUGAGGCGAUGCACAAGAUGAAUAAUGCAGUCAGCUUUUCAAAAUGUAACAUUGGAGGCUCAGAUUCAAGUCCAACUGAAGCUGCAAUUCAUCAUUAUGACAUGUCCUGUAACUAAAGCUGGUAUUGCUUGUUUUUCUUUUUGAUAAAAGUUUUACACGUAGCUUCAAUAUCACGAGUCACUGAACAGAUCCAUUUCUCAUUUGAGCUGAUAUUAUUAUGGGAACCUGAUUGUGUUGUUGAGCAAACUCUCUGUCGAACAUCCGUAUCACUGGCCGAUUGUUCAACCGUAAACUUUGCAUAGUCAAAGAGAGCAGGCCAUUUUCAGCACUUUAGGUCAAUAAUUUUUAAGUGGCCCGACUGAUAGAUUUUUUUGAAAAAAAUUGACAGGAUUUUCAAACAACGGAAGGAACUGGUCCAACGUUUCUUGUAACGUCAGAGAUGAUUUUGGUCAAUUACAGAUGAAUAAUUUCCCCCACAACAUUUAUUGGCCGGAUCAACUUCAAAUGUGGAUGUGAGUUGCAUAGUUGUGUUUUGAUGUGACCCAUUAAAAUAAAAGCAAGAACAACU
This is a messenger RNA of Syngnathus acus (greater pipefish), 4574 nucleotides long. RefSeq names its product kelch repeat and BTB (POZ) domain containing 3 (gene kbtbd3). NCBI's taxonomy places the organism in Eukaryota, Metazoa, Chordata, Actinopteri, Syngnathiformes, Syngnathidae. The record is from RefSeq and is a predicted model, not a curated record. The coding region runs from base 571 to 2391 and encodes 606 amino acids. Gene Ontology annotation, molecular function: protein binding. The transcript is spliced from 9 exons.